This is a messenger RNA of Pestalotiopsis fici W106-1, 534 nucleotides long. RefSeq lists its product as uncharacterized. The record is from RefSeq and is a predicted model, not a curated record. NCBI's taxonomy places the organism in Eukaryota, Fungi, Ascomycota, Sordariomycetes, Amphisphaeriales, Sporocadaceae. Bases 1 to 534 code for a protein of 177 amino acids. The transcript has a single exon.
AUGGCCACUCCAAGCAUUAUUGUCAGCGAGAACCAGACCUUGACUAGUUCAGGCAAAAUGUCAAUUUCGGAGGCCGAGCAUCAACCUCUGGCCAAAGACAAGUUUACAUUCCUCAAGGAACUCACGUCGGCCGAGGAGUAUCACGGCGAAAAGUCCUUCUACCAGCACCUUGUCAAUGUCUACAACUACUUAGAGUCUCAGUCGCUUCCCCAAGAGGUUUGUGACGCCGGUCUGUUUCACUCUGUCUACGGUACCGAGUUCUACCACUUCUCGAGCGCCAGUAUAACCCGUGACGUCGUGCGCGGCUAUAUUGGCGAGUAUGCAGAGGAGCUGGCGCACACCUUUUGCGGGCUGAGGAAGGACCGCUUCCUCUCCAUUCUCAACAAUGUACCGGGCUGGGACAAGCAGAAGCACUUGGACCUGUGUCGUCUAGAGCAUGCCAACUUUUGGGACGGGAGGAAUGAUCGGGAUGUGAAGUCCCAGAUGGAUGCUCUAAGCAAGACAAUCGCGCAAUUGGAGAGCAAGGAGGACUGA